Branchiostoma belcheri (Belcher's lancelet) is the source of this 4131-nucleotide messenger RNA. RefSeq lists its product as uncharacterized. Gene Ontology annotation, molecular function: DNA-binding transcription factor activity, RNA polymerase II-specific; RNA polymerase II cis-regulatory region sequence-specific DNA binding; SMAD binding. Gene Ontology annotation, biological process: negative regulation of BMP signaling pathway. The coding region runs from base 159 to 1349 and encodes 396 amino acids. The transcript is spliced from 9 exons. The record is from RefSeq and is a predicted model, not a curated record. Lineage: Eukaryota; Metazoa; Chordata; Leptocardii; Amphioxiformes; Branchiostomatidae. Gene Ontology annotation, cellular component: nucleus.
ACCGCUAUGUUAUUUACGUUUUAGACAAUAGCAACGUUGCAUUUACAUCUCAAACUCUUACUGAGUCCGUGUGCGGCGCGUAACCUCCAGCGGGCGCAUGGUCCCAAGGCUUUACUUUGCGCAGCUAGAACUCCACGCCAACCCAGUGACAAGCGGCCAUGAAUCCCAACCCAGCACCCGAUAACUUGGACGUCGUGCCCACGGAGAUUGGGGGCGUUGAACUCACCGGCUUCAAAAUUCUGGACACAGAAUAUGUGUCGCUGCCAGAGAUACGGAAUAAGGUAUUAUACAAGUCUCCGGCACAGAUCUACAACAAGCAGAAGCAGCUGAACCUGCAGAGUGCAUUCCCCGUCUCUCCACGCCAGUUCAUGAUCCUGAAGGAGCGAGGUGCCGUGGACCACAAUGCCAAAUCUUGCUCCAUGAUCUCCAAAGAAGAUGCUGAGAAGCUGUGUCAGUCCUUCCGCAACUACAGGAGCAGGAGCAGGAUUGGCUCAUUGGGGUCACCUAUUGAUUUCAGGGCUAUCAUGAAGGCAUCUUCACUCCAAGGCUUCCCUCUGGCUGAGUUGGCAGCUGCUCAGGCAGCACACGCCCAGGCAGCCGCCGCAGCUGCAGCUGCACACGCAUCCUCCGCCCCAAUCACGACCCACGGGGACACGGUAACCACCACCGCCAACGGCAACCCCCCCACCACACAGUACCUGGGCGGGUCGACCCGCGGCGAGCUGGCCGACGUCAUCUCCGUACUGGACGACGAGCUGGACCAGAUGGGUUCCCCGGGCAUGAAGGGGCAGGAGUCUCCGUCCACCCCCGCCACCACGGCCUCCAGCAGCCCCGGCCACAUGGCACUACCUCAGCUCUCCCAGCAGGACCUCGCCGAGCGCCUGCAGAGCACCAUGGGAGAGCAGCUCAGCAUCAAGCAUGUCAGCGAGUACGGCGUGCAGCAGGGCAGCCUCAUCCCCAAGUACCAGACCCGCAGCGACUCCAAAUGCAUCAUGUGCAAGACUUGUGGCAUCUUCUUCUCCCCGUCCGCCUUCCUCAAGCAUCUGCACGACGAGUACGGCAAGCGCAUUGAGAGCACUGCACAGGUGUUGCAGUUAGACCUUGAGAGCCCAUCGGAGGAGCAAUACAAGAUGUGGAUGGACUUCCAGCUGAAGCUGAAGGGGAGUCUGUACCGGAAGCGAGCCCUGGCCAUGCAGGAGCUGGGCAUCAUGUCCCCCGAGCUGAAGCGUUUCUGCGGCAACAACGAGGGCCCAUGUCUCUCACCACGGCCAACGUUGGGAGAAGAAAUAACAUCUCCUGUGAAACCCCACCUUCCUCCAUGCUUGCCAACCACACUCAGGGAGCGAUGAUGACCAACGGCCUGCCCCAGCUGCCCCAGCCUCUCAACCUGGUGCGCAAACCCUCCCCACCCACCAACAUCCACUCUGGAACCAACGGCAAUGGGGAGCACCAUGACUCCCACCCCAGCGCAGAGGGACCCACCUUCAAGAGAGAAGACCCAGUCUGUAUCCUGGAAACUGCUCAGGAACUGCUCGCUCUGGCUGCACACAAACUCAGACGUGUUCGUGAGCAGGAGGAAGGCUCAGACCAUGGUGGGGAGUGGAAGACCAGGUACCUACAGGAGAAGACUUCCAGGGAGCAGGCUGAAGAACGGAUCAAGCAGCUGGAAGAACUGUUGGAGAGAGAGCAGAAGAUGCGGUCCCACCUGGAGGCUGCCAUGGCAGAGUCUGAGGAUGAGGACCAACUGCACAUCGAUGAGGAGCGAUCCCUUUCUCCCACCGAUUCCCCGUGAUCCCCCCAUCUGGUGCAAUGGUUUCUUCCAGAGCCCACCGAGUCCCCUUGUGGUCUCUGCCAUACAUCUGAAUUGAACAUUUUAGUUGCUUCUAGUCAUGGUGGUUUACAGUGGUGAAGGGACCACUCUUCUCUUCUCUGCGACUUCUACCUCAGAGGCCUCCUCGUGCACAGUGAUUGAGUUACAAUCCAAUAUUCAGAAAUGUGUGAUAACUACUAGGUAGGUGGGAUCACUGUACUCCAGCGGCUGCUUUAUUUACGGGUUGUGAUUUGAAUGGUUGUAUUUUGCUUCAUAUCUGAUCUUGUGUGGGUACCUUGUGGCAUAACUACCUCUACCUCAAACACCACAAACUAUGUACAAUUCAAACUUUACAUCAAUAGGUAGGUCUGCAUUAAGCAGAUCAAUAUACAUGUACUUUCUAUUUUGAUAUGCUUUCAAACUGUGGCAAUCCUCAGAUUAGCUAUGUAUCUUUGAGCAGCAGUUUGUUUCCAAUGAAAAGUGAAGAUUUAUUGUAAUCCAAAGAGAUUUUUUACUUCCUAUGUUAUUCAGUAUGCAACAUAAAGUCAAUCUGUCUACCUCACACUUACCUGACCACAGAACUAUGCUGCAUGUCUCGGGGUCAAACUCCCGGACAAGGAUCAACAUUUGGUUUGCAUUUGUAUCAAAGAUCAUCUCUUUGGAUUGUUGUCCUUCAUAUUACCUCAGUUCAGUACAAUCUCAACAUGCCAUCUGGAUUUUCAAGUGUUACUGCUGCUUGGUUGUCACAUAGGGGACAGAACUGUUCAAUACCUGUAAACCUCAGUCCCUGUACUUGUACUUGUACUAGCUGUUACCUUGGAAUAGUUGCAUCAUACUACUGUCUACUUACUUCUUAUAACAUCACGUCUUAGAGCUCCUGAUAUGUAAGACUGUGUGUGUGACAUGUAGUGUGUAGUUUAAGGCACUUUUAGUGUAAGAUACUGUAGCUAACAAUGUAGCUUGUACAGUUAGGAAGAAUGUUAAGCGUGUAAAAUGCCAAAGAUGUUUUUCUGUUCCCGUUUUUGUCCAAGGAGACCACGAGUGUCCUAGUGUGGCUCUCCAACUUCUCAGGAGACCGUUAGGGUCUUACAAUUGUUUUAGGUAAGUUUUAAAUGUUGUCGUGAUGUGGAAGCGUGUGACAUUAACACAUUAACUGUGUAAAGUUGGCAUGAUGUGAUAGAUGUUUCAUACACUUAAGAUAAGGAACGUACCACUUGCCUCCACUGCCAAGUCCAAUAUUUCUUACUGUAAAGUCUCCCAGAAGGGCUUUUAAUACUGUAAGUAUCCUAAUAUUAACACACAAGUACACAACCUAGAGACAAGUAGGGAUUGGAUGUAAGGUCCCGAAGGAAGAACAUGUCUGGGGCCUUUGGGUAUCCGUGUAGCUAUGAUGAACAAUAAGUCCUACCUCUUCAGACUCGGAUAGACUAAUGGUACAUGCCAGAGCUUUUAUUUGAAUGUGAGUGUAUGCCAAUUCUGUUUUGCUUACUUAUGAGUCACAGUAGAGAUGUGAUCACUGCACAGUAGGCAUAAUCCUUGACUUGCUUUAAUUUAUGGAGAUAUUUGUUGUAAUUUAAUUUUGUUGAUAGUGUAGAUGACUAGAUGUAGGCAUGUUCAGUGUGAACACAUAGCAGAAAGUGAAAUAUCCUGUCAAAGAGGCCAAAAACGAUCGUACCAGGUUGACUGUUGCAGCCCAUUUUAACAGAUUGCAAGCCACCUCUCCAUUUCUGAUUUUAGGAUCGUGGUCUAACACACAGAGUAUUAUAUAAUGUCUUUCCUUGUACAGCUCCUGAUCUAUACAUGAGGGAGAAUGCCUGUUCAAUUGUUGAAAACAAAGUAAUUGUCGUAUUUGCAAAGAUGAGUCAGAAUAGGCGUUUAAAAUUUUCCCCUUAAAUGCAGGUUGCAACUCUGUUACAUGUCAACAACUCAGGGCAAUGUGCCGUGGGCAUACCUGCACUACCUCUCUCUCAGACAGGGCACACAUAUACAAGGCAGGGCAGGAAACAUUGUGUUACCUACAACUCAUCAGGAAUAGAAGCAAUAUUUUCCAGAAGAAUCAGAUUUUACUGUCAGUUUGAGAGCAUGUAGAAAAGUAAUCUAAGACUGAAACUGGUAACUUAAAGGUGGUCCAGCAUUGACCCAGUGGGCAUUUGCACAGUCACACCUCUUACACCUGGUCCCAUCUCCCACUCUGAUCUCAGGUAUUAUGAUGACAAUUUUAAAUGCAAACAGUGAACAUUCAGUAGCAAGCAUGAAAUAUCACCAGUAACUUAUCCCAUAUGGAAUGAUGAAAAUGACUGAAUAAACUGGGAUAUUUUUAC